Molecule: messenger RNA, 327 nt
Organism: Echinostoma caproni
Lineage: Eukaryota; Metazoa; Platyhelminthes; Trematoda; Plagiorchiida; Echinostomatidae
Source: the annotation of a GenBank genome assembly
AUGGGAAGGAAAUCCACCUCACUCGGUCUGGUUACUGUGGGUGAUGGUCGACCGUAUUUGGAUGCUGGACUAAAAUUUUGUGUGAUGGAUGAAGAGCAGUUUGAAUCAGUGAUAUGGGACACGGUGGAUGUGAUUUUGGUGUCAAACAUUCGCAGCAUUCUGGGACUGCCUUUCAUCUGCGCACAGACCAGUUUUUGCGGUCGUAUUUUAGCCACGGAACCGGUUGUCAAAUUUGGCAAAAUCCUGCUGGAAGAUUUAACAGAAGCCCUCGAACAAGUAUCCUCUGUGAAACCGGAUAUUUUUCAGCUAAAUACGACUGCCAAGUGA